UUUCGUCUACUUCUUUUUUCCUCACUUUGCUGUCGUUCGAUCCGCCUUCCUCCCCUGCAAUGACAACGUCGAACGGUCAGAUUUCCCCCACGCGAAUCUCACCGGUGACGCAGAUUCACGAAGAUUGAUCCUCCUCCUUGCAACUGACUCUUCAACAAUGGGCUUGAUAAACCCUAAGCGGUUGAUUUGGCGGCACCGAGGCUUUACAAUUACAGGGAAGUGAACACACAUUCAUUCGCUGCGAGUUGCGACCUCUGAAUCUAAUCAAAGACCAUGCAGUUCUCUCAAGACGACUUCGAGCGCCUUGUGCUCUUCGAGCAUACUCGCAAAUCCGCCGAAGCUACUUACGCCAAAGACCCUCUCGACGCCGACAAUUUGACGAAAUGGGGAGGAGCGUUGCUCGAGUUAUCACAAUUUCAGAGCGUUGCAGAGUCAAAGACCAUGAUUAAUGAUGCGAUUUCGAAGUUGGAGGAAGCUUUGCUUAUUAAUCCCUUGAAGCAUGAUGCUUUGUGGUGCUUAGGAAAUGCUCAUACAUCGUAUGCAUUCCUGACGCCUGAUUUCGAUGAGGCCAAGCCUUAUUUCGAUAAAGCGUCGGAGUGUUUUCAAAAGGCGGUCGACGAGGAUCCGAGUAAUGAGCUCUAUCUAAAGUCUUUGGAAGUCACUGUUAAGGCCCCAGAAUUGCACAUGGAGAUCCAUAAGAGUGGACUUGGUCAACAGACUACGGGUGCAGGACCUGAGACUUCCUUUAGUCGUGCAAAGAGUUCCAAUUCGAAGAAGAGCAGCGAUCUCAAGUAUGACAUAUUUGGAUGGGUUAUCCUUGCUGUUGGAAUCAUCGCAUGGAUUGGAAUGGCAAAAUCCAACAUGCCACCACCUCUACCUCGAUAAACCCAAUUGUAGUAUCAUUUAAGCAAUAUUUCCGGUGAUAUCGUAGGAAGGUUCAAAUUUUUGUUCAAAGGCUCUUCAGUCUGCUAUGUGGUAAAUCGAGUUAUCAUUCAAUUUGUACUCUAAGUACUGUCGAGUAUGACUAUGGUGCUCUCUUUAUAUGCUAUUUUUUAAGAAAGAACAUUUACAUUUAUUAUAUUCCGCCUAUUACAGAUUAUUUAAAAGUCUUCAUUGGUGUGCUUGCAUCGAUGGUUAAUUGGUUUUAACCUCCUCUUUUCGUUUGUUGCAUUGAUGCUGCUCGGGGUAGUUUUCUAAACAUU
Morus notabilis is the source of this 1202-nucleotide messenger RNA. RefSeq names its product mitochondrial import receptor subunit TOM20. Gene Ontology annotation, molecular function: protein binding. Gene Ontology annotation, cellular component: mitochondrial outer membrane translocase complex. Gene Ontology annotation, biological process: protein insertion into mitochondrial outer membrane. The transcript has 7 exons. Lineage: Eukaryota; Viridiplantae; Streptophyta; Magnoliopsida; Rosales; Moraceae. Bases 274 to 885 code for a protein of 203 amino acids. The record is from RefSeq and is a predicted model, not a curated record.